Messenger RNA from Penicillium oxalicum, 1566 nucleotides. RefSeq names its product PH domain protein. The transcript is spliced from 5 exons. The coding region runs from base 1 to 1566 and encodes 521 amino acids. NCBI's taxonomy places the organism in Eukaryota, Fungi, Ascomycota, Eurotiomycetes, Eurotiales, Aspergillaceae. The record is from RefSeq and is a predicted model, not a curated record.
AUGUCCAACACCGUUAGCCCCGUGGAGCAGGGGAGAGAGACCUCUCUCCCGUCGCGCUCUGCGACCGUUCACAGCACUAUGACCCGCCAAACCACAGCCAGCGAUGACGAUCUUAUUCCCGACCAAGACAGCAAUGAGACCACUAGCGUGUUGCUGGAGCGUUUGCAAGCAUGGAAGCACAUGUGUGGAAAUCUCGAGGAAUAUGUCUCGGCUACUGCCAAAAUGGCCAAGUCACAGUCCAAGGACUACGAGAAGGUCCUGAAGGCAGUCAACGAGCCCCUGCGCGAAGGCGAUCAUUUUAGCACCGGUGAGGGUGGCAUUAACACCUUGUUCGAGACUAUCCGCAACCAGUCCCAGACCACGAUCAACUCCUAUCUUGAGACCGAUAAAAAUCUGCGGGGCACCGUUCUGCCCGUGCUCGAGCGCCUGCACAAGGAAAUUAAGAACAAGUCCAAGGAGCUCAAGUCCGGUACGUCUACCGGCAGCAAGGCUGUCGAAAAGGCUCGCCAGGCGACUCAGAAGCACAUCGAGCUGCUGGGACAGCACGCUGCUGCCCUGGAUGCCGGUGGCAACAGCAAGACCGACACGCAGCAUGAUCCUUACGUUCUCCGACGUGGAAUCAACCACCGCCUGCACAAGCAGGUCGCCGAGGAGAACAACCACCGCAACGAUAUUAUCUCCAUUCAGAACUCGUUUGCACGAUUUGAGACCCAUGUGCUUCAAACCAUUCAAAGUGCUCUCGACCACUUCUUCCAGAUCAUGGGUGGUCAACUCGACCGCCAGCGUUCUUCCUACGCGGACAUCCUGGGCGCCGCCCAGCGCAUUCCUCCCGAGUUCGAGUGGGUCAACUUCUGCAUGAACAACGAGUCCAAGCUCGUCAAUGCCGAGAGUCCUCUGCGUACUGCCGAAAGUAUCCAAUACCCCAACAUGGACCACCGCACCACGCAGCCUCUGAUCGAGGGUUCCCUGGAGCGACGCUCGCGCGCCAUGCUCAAGGGCUACAACACCGGGUACUACGUUGUGACUCCCGCCGGCUUCUUGCACGAGUUCAAGGACAAUGAUGACGUGCGCAAGGAGCCUUCUCCGGAGCUGUCACUCUAUCUUCCCGACUGUGUUGUGGGCGCUGUCGACGGAGUCAAGUUCAACGUCAAGGUUUCGUCUGAUGCUGAGAAGUGGUGGACCGUGUUGAGCGACUGCGCCAAGCGUUCACCUGGCCAGGCUCACGCCGCUCCUGUUGCCGCCGCCGCUGCUGCUCCUGCGGCAGCACCUGCCACUGCAGCAAUUACUACUGAGACUCCCGCUGCUACCACCCCUGCUGCCGCUGCUGCUACUACUCCUGUUGCUGCUGCUGCCACUCCUGUUACAGAAACUACUCACGCCCGCCCUGGCGAGACCGCUAUCCAGUCCACGCCCGGAGCGUCAGAAAGUCAGCCUCCUGUCUACAGCGAGAAGGGUUCGGCCCCUGCAGCUGAAGCGGCUGUUCCUGGUGCCCCUCCUGCCAACUUGAACCGCUCCGCCAGUUCGGGCAGCCACUUCCACGGCGGCCCCGGUGGUAGCGCUGUGUAA